GGUUUCUUGGAAACAGUAGCGUAUUAAUUUCGCCCCGAGUGGAGGAUAUCUGCCACGUUUUGAUUUUUCGAUCAGUUGUGUUUUAACUUUGUGCAAGUUUGUUCGAUUUGGAUGACCAAAACCGGUGCAUGAACUUCAUCUACCUAUAUGGAUUUGGAUUUCUUUAUGCAGACAAUAGUAAGUACCUUCAUACUUUGUAACCUUAUACCGUGUAUCGAUUAAUAUUCAUUGUGUGGGUAACUAUUUUAUAAAAUUCGUGAAACUUGACUGAUGGGAUACAUACAUUUCAGGGCGAUAAUUGUACUCAAAUUCUGAUCGGUUUCCUUGUAACUACGUUUAAUUCACCGUCAUAAGUGAGCUCAUGAUACACACAGUUCCAUUCUACAAUACGCGAGUAAUUACGUAGAUCAAGAAUAUUGACCAACUUGGAGCAUAGGUACAUAUUUUGAAUUUUCUGCAGUUGCGGUAUUGUUGAAAAUUUUCAUUGUUUCGAUACUCUACUGCACGUUCUAGAUUACUGUCUUAUUUGUUCUUAACAUGCUGAGAAAUUUGAGAAAUUUGAGAGAAUCGAGGAUGAGAGUUCCAUCAAAAAAAGGGUUCAAGAAGAAGAAACGUUUUUAUCUGUAUAAGGGGAAGAAAAAAACUGAAGUGUGUUCAGCAAGGUUUUACAGAGAAAUUGGAAAAGACUUGGCGAAAUUUUCAUCCGUCGAGAUGAAACCCCCAGUUGAUUCAAUUUCCAAAUCUUAUAAGCAUAAAUCGUUCGAUGCCUCUACCAGUUUGAUCGACUUGAUAAAUCCCAACUCGUCUACUAUUUCAACAUCACGUGUAAACCUACCUCGAAUGCCAUCUUGUGAAGGUUCAAGUUCGGAUGAAUCUGAAAUGAGUGAUGCUUCAUCAAACAGUACUGACUCUGAUGAAAAUUUAUCAUCUGAUGACUUUGAUGCAUAUGAAAACAUGCAGUUCUCUUCAUCAGAAUCUUUUGAGACUGAUAUAUGUAAUGACUUUAAUAUUCAAGAAAAUCCUACAUCAAGUUGUGCUGUUCAAUUUAGAGAAAAGUUGAAAGUGUGGGCUGUAAAACAUCGUGUGACCAGAAGUACGGGCAAUGAUUUGCUCGAAAUUAUAAAUAGUAGCGUACCUAUUGCAGAAUGUUUGCCCAAAGAUUUUAGAUCAAUUCUAGGAACUCGAUCCAACCAAAUUGAUUAUAAUUUAGAAACCCUUAAAAAUGGAAAUCUGGCCUACUUUGGUAUACAGAAUGUAUUAAAUUCAGCGAAAGAUCCAUCUGCUUUUUUUGAUUUAUGCAGCAGUACAAUAGAAAUUAUCAUAAAUGUUGAUGGGCUUCCGUUGGCCAAAUCAUCUACCGUGCAAGCUUGGCCCAUUUUAGCCCAUGUUCAGAAUUUCGAAGUUUUUAUGGUUGCUAUAUUCAUCAGCAACUCAAAACCUGACGAUUCAAACGAUUUUCUCAAGAAAUUUGUGACUGAAGUAACCCAGCUUUAUGAUAAUGGAUUGUGUGUUCGUGAAAAAAAGUAUAGUUUCAAAUUAAAAGCGAUAUGUGCAGAUGCCCCAGCAAAGGCUUUCUUGAUGAACUUGAAAGGUCAUACGGGGUUUCACAGUUGUGUCAAGUGCCGAGUACGCGGACGUACAUGUGAAAAUCGUACCUACUUCAAAGAUCUAAAUGCUUCUAAAAGAACACGAGAUGAUUUUGAGAAAUGUGAAAACAAUCCUUUCUGUCACACAAGGUCAUUACUAAUGGAUGUUCCGAAUUUUGAUCCUAUCAAUAUGGUACCCUAUGACUAUAUGCAUUUGUUAUGUUUAGGAAUUAUGAAAAAAUUGAUUGAAUUAUGGAUGCAAUCAAUUCCUAGAAUAUCGAGACGAGUUCUAAAAAAAACACCAAAGGAUAUUUUAAACAAUCGUCUAAAAACCGUGGCAAAUUUUUGCCCUGUAGAGUUCGUCAGACAUCCUCGAAGUAUCGAUGAGUAUAAAAGAUGGAAAGCCACAGAGUUCAGAACGUUUUUAUUAUAUUAUGGUACUGCUGUACUUAUUGGUGUAUUACCGACAGAAAAAUUGAAACACUUUCAACACUUGCAAUUUGCCAUUAGGUUACUAUUUAAAAAUAAAAUAGACAGAGCUCAGGAAAUCAUUCAGAAGUUUGUAUCCACUUUUUCUACGCUUUAUCACAAGUCGCUAAUAAACCAUAACCUACAUGGACUGAUUCAUUUUGCCGAAGAUUGCAGGGUAUUUGGUUCGCCAGACUCUUUUUCGGCAUUUCCUUUUGAGAACUUUUUAUCAGUAAUUAAAAAACUCUUCAGAUCUGGGAAUGCGCCUUUGAUGCAAAUAAUUAAUCGUUACAGUGAAAUACUCAAAGUAACAGAAAAAAAAUCUGAAAGUGCUAAGGUAAAAAUAUCACAUCCUCAUAAACUGCAUAAGCAAAUGUUCUCCUCAUCAUCAGAAAGAGAAAUCGUGAAUGCAUAUCAACGAGUUCACAUGGGAAAUUUUACAUUACGUUGUGACCGAGAUGGUGAUCGCUUCUGUAAAUUGAAGGAUGGAAGUUUUAUAAGAAUAAAGGAUUUUAUAGAGGUAGUGAAUCCUAUCACUAAUGAGUCGAGAAUUUGUAUAAUUGGUGAAAAAUUCAUGGAGGUAGACUCAUUGUACGAUAUUCCUUGGAAAUCUGACGAAGUUGGGAUUUAUGAGGCAAGGAAUCUCGAGAAAAAUCUCCGAUCAUAUGGCAUUGAAAAGUUUCAAACAAAAUGCUUUGCGUUUCCAAGUUUCAACCACGAAGGCGCAUACGUCCUUGCUGAAAUGUUUUAGGAAAAUCAGGAAAAUAUACGUUUCACAGAAUUAUGGACAAGAAACGAUUUGUUGUUAUCGAAGAACCUGAUAAAGCUCUAUUAGUUCUCCCUUCCAUAUGGGUCAACGACGACCGUACAAUAAAGAACUACAU
Molecule: messenger RNA, 2938 nt
Organism: Planococcus citri (citrus mealybug)
Lineage: Eukaryota; Metazoa; Arthropoda; Insecta; Hemiptera; Pseudococcidae
Exons: 4
Coding region: 538-2805 (755 amino acids)
Source: RefSeq, a predicted model, not a curated record